AUGAAGCCGAUAUCUAUCCUUCCCGCCCUCCUGAUGGCGCUCACCACGACCACGACCACGGCCGCCCCCGCCUCCGCCUCCGCCCCCGUUCCCCAGUGCAGCGCCAGUCCCGCCACUCCCACUGCCAAUCCCAUCCGUCCUACCGACACGCUUCAGCCGGUGGGAUGCAAGGCUCGGGCUCAAGUUUGUAGCCUUAAGAUGAAAUGCUGUCCGGGACUCACGUGUCGUAGGGUCAUGGCGUUCAGCUUUUGUUCUGAGACAAAGUUCACGAGCCCGCUCAAAGUCUCCACCAACGUGUCAACCUAG
Messenger RNA from Uncinocarpus reesii 1704, 306 nucleotides. RefSeq lists its product as uncharacterized. The record is from RefSeq and is a predicted model, not a curated record. Bases 1 to 306 code for a protein of 101 amino acids. The transcript has 2 exons. Lineage: Eukaryota; Fungi; Ascomycota; Eurotiomycetes; Onygenales; Onygenaceae.